AGUCGGGCAUAAAACCUCUUUUCUUGCAUCAUCGCCUUUGAAACCCUCAAAUCGUCACUAUUCCAUCGCUGCAACUAUAUUGGGCGCAUCCAAGUAGGCUAUAUACUCGUUUCACGUCCAUUGGAAAGCACCUACAGUCUCCAUGGCUCGCAGCAAGCGCCGUGUCUUCAGCGUGCCCUGGUACAAACGAACGGACCUCCUUCACGUUCGUUUAAACGAGCCUUUACCUGAAAAAGUCUUUGAAGCGCUGUUGCUGUUGCCACUUACACCUGAUGCCAGCGAGCCAGAUGCAGGCGCAGACCGCGGCGUGAAGCGUCGCAAGAUUGAAAGUGAGGCUGUCACGGGAGCCAUCUGCAUAAGCAAGUCAAGCUUGAAGUUUUCAUCCACCCCACUACCAAACAUCAUUCUAGUGGACGGUCCCCAGUACAGGCACAAUAUAGGGCAAUACUUUCGUCUCAACUAUGAGCGCGAUGAGUUUGGCUUGAAUCCCAAGACCAAGGACCCAGCAUCUCCGCCACCUAUUGUAAUACAUAUGCUUGAUGAUGUUCAUAUGAAGCUUUUUGGAACCAUUGCCUCCCGGCAAUCUGGUAGAGAUGAAAAAUAUCAGCCCGGUGGAAUAUGGACCAACAUCGACGUUACCUUUAUAGCAAAAGAUGGGCUUGUUGAAACGACUUUCGAUUUUCAAGUCUUUUGGAACGAAACCGCUGAUCAAUUACAACCAUUAAGAAAUGGGCCGCAUCGCGAAGUCAGCCAGAUGAUAAUUGACGCCCUAUUUCCGCCAAAGUCAUACUCCAAAGCGUCAUCGCCAAUGGACUUUUACGACGCUGCAUAUCUGCCCUCAAAAGACGACAUUUCUGCAAGUAAGAUUCAAACACCAUCAUUAGAGUCUACACUCUUUCCCUACCAAAAACGUACGCUCAAGUGGAUGCUUGGUCGUGAAGGGGUCAAAUAUGCAGGCUCACUAGCAGCUGUUGCUCCUCUAGAUAUUGACAACGAUAUGCCGACGUUUGAUACAUUGCGCGCGGUCAAAGAUACUGAUGGAAAUGAAAUGUUUUUGAGCGAUAUCUUCCAUACUGUUACAAGAGACAAAUCUCCGUAUCAAGCAGCAGAUAAAGCGCUCACUGGUGGCAUCCUGGCUGAGGAGAUGGGACUUGGCAAAACGCUCGAAAUUCUCGGCCUUAUUACUCUCCACAAGCUGAAAAACGGCUCACCACUGGAAGCUAGACAACUGCCAAAUGGGCUAUUCCAAACUGGUGCUACGCUAAUUGUGGCACCGGAAUCACUUAGGCGGCAGUGGAUGACGGAGAUUUCCAACCACGCACCGACCUUACGGCUGAUGGAUUACAAAGGAUGCCGGAAGAUGCUGGAUGAUGAUGCUGAUGAGAUUGAGCUGCUGAAGGAAUUGGAUGCCUGUGAUGUUAUAAUUACGACAUAUUCGGUCCUUUCACAAGAACUCCAUUAUGCGACAGAAGCACCAGAAAGAUCUCGUCGACAUGAAAGAGUCUACAAGCGUCAAAGCUCUCCGCUUGUCCGCUUGUUAUGGUGGAGAGUGUGCCUCGAUGAAGCUCAAAUGAUUGAAAAUGGUGUCAGCCAAGCUGCUGCUGUCGCCCGUUUGCUACCUCGCAUACACGCGUGGGGAAUCACAGGAACGCCUGUUAAGGACGACGUCAAGGACUUACUUGGACUACUUCAAUUUCUCCGCUACCAACCCUUUUCGACUACUACUUCAACCUGGGCAGCGGUCAUGGAACACAAACCUAUCUUUGAGCAACUCUUCCACUCUAUAUCGUUACGCCACACAAAGGCGAUGGUGAGAAGUGAGAUUCUUUUGCCACCACAGAAACGCUAUGUCAUAUCCAUGCCGUUUAGCGCAGUCGAAGAACAACAUUAUCAGUCACUAGUUAAAGAGAUGAUGGAUGAAUGUAAACUUACCGUUGACGGUACACCAACAAUUGAUGAUUGGGAGCCUGAAGAAUACGAGAAUGAGAUGCGCAGCUGGCUUACUCGGCUUAGGCAAUCUGCUUUACACCCUGAAGUCGGAACCCACAACAGAAGGGCAUUGGGAUAUAGUAAAGAAAGACCGAUGCGCACUGUUGAUGAGGUGUUGAACGCCAUGUUGGAGCAAAGCGAGGCUAGCGUGAGAGGAGAUGAGCGCUCUCUACUGUCUAGCAAAUUGGCUCGAGGCCAAAUCUACGAAAACAGUCCGAGAGUUAAAGAGGCGCUUUCUGUCUGGGAAGAAGUCAAAGUUGAAACGGAGAAGCUUGUCAAAGAGGCCCGCCAUAAGCUGACUGUUGCUAUAGCGGAAGAAAAACAGCUGAUGGCAGACGUGCAGAAUGGCAAGACGGAUCAAGUCGAUGAUUCCGACUCUGACAUGGACAUGGAGGCAAACGGGAGACUAAUUGAACUUCGUCGCAGGCUGCGCGGCACUCUCGAACUGCAUCAUAAGGCAGUCUUCUUCUGUGCCAGUGCCAACUUUCAGAUCCGAGACAAUGCAGAACUGACAGAGCCAGAUUCUGAAGAAUUUAAGCGAUUAAAGAAGUUGGAAGAUGAUGGCUAUGAGGAGGCCAAGGCCAUUCGAAGAGAGAUCCUACAAGAGAGCUAUAAAAAGGCGAAUGGGUUCAUGACAAGCAUCAAAGAGACUGCAGCGAGUCAAAGCUUUACUGAAGUUCCAGAGUUGGUAGUUACCGGCGAUCGAGGUGUUGAGAGUGGCAGAGUGAUGAAUUCUCUGGAGGUUCUUUACGAAGAACUGAAUGAGCAAGCGAAUAUUUUGGAUGAAUGGCGGGAGCAUGUUAUUCAACUGCUCCUCAAACCGCUGGUGGAUCAGGAUGACGACGUGGAAACUACUGGUGAAGAGCUUGUUGAUUCAGCCAAAUUUCAAGACGAUUUAAUGGUAUAUUUCCAGGCUUUGAAGAGCGCUAUCGCCGAUCGUCAAGACGCAAUCUCGGGACAAACAAACGAGCUGGUCAAGCACGAGACAGAAUACAGCAUCCGUCUUGCCAAGAAUGGCGGCGGUCCAGCGCCCGAGAAACUUAUUGAACUGCUGCAGAAGAGAGCAGAGCUGAAGCCCAAAAUGUCACACACAUCCAUGAGAGGGGCUAUUGGAGAACUGCGCGGCCUGCAACUUCGUCUUUCGCGAGACCUGGCUACCACAAACCGCGACAUCAUCGAAGGUAGCCUUGUCACCAAUCUAUUGAAUUCGACACAAAAGCUUCUAUCCCAGCAAAUUAAGGUCGCCACUGCUCUAGAUUCGGAGGUAGAUGAAUUCAAGGACGCCAUGAAUGCUCGCUUAGAAUAUUACAGAGCGCUUCAGGUCGUGUCCGACGCCGUCAUCCCUUACGAUGGUCCCAAAACUGACGCUGUGGACGAGAAGAUGAAGAAGAGCGAGGAAGAUCUUAAGAAGAAACUCGCAGCUGGUGAGGCCAAGCAUCGUUAUCUCAUGAACUUGAAAGAAAACGGAUCUAAAUCCAACGAACCGCGAAUGUGUGUCAUCUGCCAGACAGCGUUCGUAACGGGUGUCUUAACAGUCUGCGGCCACCAAUUCUGCAAGGAGUGCAUGAUGCUCUGGUUCAAGAGUCACAAGAACUGCCCAGUUUGCAAACGCCCGCUCAAGGCGGACAACUUGCAUGAUAUUACCAUCAAGCCACAGCAACUACAAGUUGUCAGCGAGGUAGCGGGAGAGUCUUCUGAUCACAAUACGUCGCCCCAGCGCCAAGAGCGCCAGGUGCAUUCCGAAACGUCCAAAAGCAUCUACAAAACUUUCAAUGCAGACAAACUUGCUGAAAUUAAAAGCAUGGAACUCGAUGGCCCAUCCUUUACCACCAAAGUCGACACGCUUGUCCGCCAUCUGCUAUGGUUGCGAGAAUCUGACCCCGGUGCAAAGUCGAUUGUGUUUUCGCAGUACAAGGACUUUUUAUACGUUUUGCAAAAUGCGCUGAAGCGUUUUCGCAUCGGUCAUACCUCCAUUGACGAGCCUAAUGGUACAUCUAAGUUCAAGGAAGACCCAGCUAUUGAGUGUUUCUUGCUUCAUGCUCGAGCACAUUCCAGUGGUCUGAACCUUGUUAAUGCAAGUCACGUCUUCCUCUGCGAGCCACUCUUGAACACUGCAAUCGAGCUGCAAGCCAUUGCACGAGUAGAUCGUAUCGGUCAGCAACACGAGACCACGGUUUGGCUGUACAUUGUUACAGGCACAGUCGAGGAGUCCAUCUACAACUUGUCUGUAAGACGGCGCUUGGAACAUCUGGGUCGCGGCGCAAACAAGAGCCGUGGUGCGACGCCGGAGUUGCUCGAUUCCAACAUUGAGCAGGCUAAUACGCUGGAACUCGAGCGUGCAGCGCUGUCAAAGCUGAUGAGCAAGGACCGGUCAGCUGGUGAAAUGGUCGAAAACGGAGACUUAUGGGAGUGUCUGUUUGGUAGCGUGCCCAAAGUGGACGAGAGGGAUGACCGCUUACAAGAGCGUGCAGUAAUGAGCUAUCUUGCCGCCGCCGCGGCAGACAAGCGGGCGUAAGGCAGGGUAUAUAUAUAAUCGAACAAUGGAGCGGCGCUGGCGCUAGGGACAGGAUGAUUUAUGAACAACGGCUCCUCUCUCUUCAUGGGUUUACACAUAAAAUGAUAUAUUUAAUUUCUGUACUUCUUCAUCCUCUUUGGAAGGGCACUCGCGUCUAUGUUUAAUCACUUUGCUUGCCCGCCGCCUUCUUCGACACGGCGCGGUUAAUAUGGUGCUCAGGAAUCCAGCUCUCGUCAUAGGUCUGGCGCCCAGUACCCGCGCCAAUACUACGAGACGUGGAUAGAUCCGCAGCCUUCUUGGCCUUUUUGGGAGUGCGAGGCUCACGCUUAGGAGUCUGUGUGAAGAGAGGCUGGAUCCAGGUCGUGAAGAUAAGGUAGAGCGCACCAGCAAAGCCAGCGGACAGGAUGAGGUACAAGAAAAUGCUAAGGAUUUGAGUCAGCAACUCGCCAAGUGUUUAGGAUUUCGCGUAUACGUACAUCUGGGGGUCGAGCAGGUUCGUAGCUGGGUCGACUACGGAAGUAACGCUGCCGUACGCGGGGAUCUGGUAAACAGCGCCCUUGGCGUCCGUAAUAACAGUCAUAAUCUCGAGCUUGACAUCGCGGGGGAGCAUGUCGACAGAGAACGCGUAGCUCAGCUCCUUGGCCUCGCCGGGCUGAACGGCAGCAUCGUACUGCACAGCACUGAGGUUGCGCAGAAUGCCCUGCCAUGCGGGUGUGUUUUCCGGGAGAAGCUCAGGGUUGGCGAGGACGCCUGCGACGAUGGCGACUGUGACGGGGGCCUUUUCGUUGUUGGUUACCUCGAUAAUGGCGCGAGUAGGCGCGCCAUUGACAAGACGCAGGCCGAGAAUGUCAGAGUCUGGGAAGCUCGUCUUGGCG
This is a messenger RNA of [Torrubiella] hemipterigena, 5379 nucleotides long. The record is from the annotation of a GenBank genome assembly. Lineage: Eukaryota; Fungi; Ascomycota; Sordariomycetes; Hypocreales; Clavicipitaceae.